AUGCAGUCAGGCCUACUUCAAUUUACUUUCAAAUGGCCCAAGGGCCCUCAAUCUGUUGUCCUUACAGGUGCCUUCGAUGAGUGGAAGGGAAGCUUACCCAUGGUAAAGAACCCGAGCGGAGCAUUCGAGAUAACCCUGCCGGUGCAGUUUGACGAUCCUGGUGACAAGUUCUAUUUCAAGUUUAUUGUCGAUGGCCAGUGGUUAACCAAUAAAGACUACAGGGCCGACGGUAAUGUAGAAGGCAAGAAUAACUUCAUCACCAAGGAAGACAUAAUACAACAGUGCGGUAGCAAGACAGGAACGCUGGUACCUGAAAGUGCCGGGUUGGCGGUUUCGAAAAACACCACUCUUACUGAACAGGAGGGCGACAAAAAGCCUGCGAAGUUGAGAAAAUUCAAGAUUAAGAGAGUGAUCAAGACCAAUAAAGAAACGGGGGAGAGGUCGAUCUUUUCUCAGGAAGUCAUCGAAUUGCCCGACAGCGAAGACGAAGACGAAGAUGAAGACGAAGCGCAGCAGACGGUCAAGAAUGCCAAGAAUGCCAAGAAUGUAGAUGGCCUGAGUGGCACUACAACCAUAAUUGGAAACACCGAUGGCGGUGUAGAAGAGGAGAAAGCAGUCAAGCCAUAUGAAGAAAAGCACCCCAAUAUUGGCCUGGUUAAGAGUGAAGAAACCGCUACGGAUCACCUGGGUAAGACACAAUCUUCCGAUUCUAGACUAUAUGAGCUGUCCGCAGAAGAGCUUGAAGAAGAGGAAGAGGAAGAGGAAGAGGAAAAAGAAGUGGGUGACUCAAGUAGAACCGCUGGUACGGGCACGGAAACUCGAGAAGAAAAGCCCUUGAAUGAAACCACUAUAGCUGAGAACCCACAAGAGGCAAUUCCAGUAGGAACGGCAACAGUCGUCAAGGAGGCGCCUGGGAAAUUGACCAGCGAAUCUAAAGCUGAGACCCAAACUUUGGAAGGACAACAAAACCCACCAGCAAUUACUGCAAAAACAGUUGGAAUUAAGGGAACUACUAGAACUGCCAAACCUGGUGGCGCGAAGGGAGUACCACAUAAAGAGGCUCCGGGAAGUUCGGCUAAGAAAGGUGGAUUUUUCAAAAAGUUGGGCCAGCUUUUGAAGUAG
Messenger RNA from Saccharomyces eubayanus, 1122 nucleotides. It is a transcript of the gene MDG1, whose product is annotated as Mdg1p. The coding region runs from base 1 to 1122 and encodes 373 amino acids. Gene Ontology annotation, biological process: signal transduction. Lineage: Eukaryota; Fungi; Ascomycota; Saccharomycetes; Saccharomycetales; Saccharomycetaceae. The transcript has a single exon. Gene Ontology annotation, molecular function: protein kinase binding. The record is from RefSeq and is a predicted model, not a curated record. Gene Ontology annotation, cellular component: nucleotide-activated protein kinase complex; nucleus; cytoplasm.